Molecule: messenger RNA, 4381 nt
Organism: Canariomyces notabilis
Lineage: Eukaryota; Fungi; Ascomycota; Sordariomycetes; Sordariales; Chaetomiaceae
Exons: 1
Coding region: 273-4055 (1260 amino acids)
Cellular component (GO): nucleus
Molecular function (GO): RNA binding; poly(A) RNA polymerase activity
Source: RefSeq, a predicted model, not a curated record
GCUCCCUCACAAGCAGACAAUGAGAACAGUGGCCGCUCAAAUUCUGAAGAGGUAUUUCAAUCCAGAAACUCCUGAUUUUUUCUUUCUUUUUUUUUUCUAGUUGUUUCUCAGUUUCUCCUAAUCGAAAGUAGUCAUUCAGCACACGGAGGGGCUGAGCUCGCCUCUCAUUCAUAGACCACUUACAUCGCCACACUCAUCGACAUAGGCAGAUAGCCAUCAUCCUGGCGACCACCAACUCAUCAUCAACACCCGGACACAAACUUUCAAUAACUAUGGCAUCCCCACCCUCAUCCUUACCUUCACCCUCACCUUCAUCCAUACAGCCACAGUUCUCCAUCACCUCCCACGACACAGCCCUCGCCCUGGUACCUCCACAACCCCUCUGGCCGCGCCUCGACCGCCUCCGCGCCCUCUACGACAAGGCAUACCCCAAGUGGCCUCCCCACGUCAACCUCGUUUACCCCUUUGUCCGGCCUGACUGUCUGGACGCGGCCGUCGCCCAAAUCGUGUCUGCUCUGUCCCAGCCCUCGGAGGAGGAGGCGGCCUGGAAUAAGGACGGGAUUGAAGUGUGCCUCGACACCGUGGGCGUCUUCAGGCACAAGAGGGAUAAUACCAUCUAUUUGCAUGACGGUCACGGUUACGGUAAUGAUGGUGAACUUGAAAAGGCGGCGGCGGGAUUGGUGCGGUUAAGGCGGGAGGUGUUGGCCGCGCUGGCGGCGUCGUCUUCUCAUUCCGGGUACAAAAUGCACCUGACUGUCGGGCAGAGCGAGGAUGUCGAGAGCGCGGCGCACAGGUUCCUGGUGGACAAAGUAGGCCUAAUGCCCCCCGUGAGGUGGACUGCCGGGGAGAUGCAAGUCUUGGUCAGGGAGCGGGAUGAGCAAGGGGGCGGUAGUAGGAUGCGGUUGUGGGGCGUGAUCAAGGUGGCAGACGGGACGAUAGAGAGGGUGGCCGGGAAGAAGGCAUUGUUUUAUGAGGAUGGGGAAGGACACGGGCUGCGGGGAAAAGAAGGUCAGGAGGAUCAAGAGGAGGUCGGGCAGAAGGACCUGCUUCAGAGUGAUCUGCCGUACCACUUUGAGGAGAAGGCGGCACGGUGGGUGCCGGUUGAUCCGCGUGCGUCGGAGACGGAAGGCGUGCAGUCAAGGUCGUUGACCGUCGCGAGCUACAACGUCCUGGCCGAGUUCGAGUGGCCACCUUCAAAAGCCCGGUACCCCAUGCUGGUCGAUAACAUUCUCGCACGGGAUGCCAUUGCCGAUGUGCUGGUGUUGCAAGAGGUCACCGACGGCUUUUUAUCGUUCCUCCUUGCCGACCCGCGGAUCAGGGACGCCUACCCCUUUUGCUCUCACGGGCCUCCGGACCAGGACGACGUCGAACCGCUGCCCAAUUUCCUUAAUAUUGUGGUACUGAGCAAGUUUGCCUUCGACUGGGAGUACGUGUCCUUUCACAGGAAGCACAAGGGUGCUGUUGUGGCGAGGUUCGGUGGCCUUCAGGGGCUCGGGCCACGUCCCGUCAUCUUGGCCGCUGUCCAUCUUAGCCAUGGCCUUACCGAUGGAGCGGUAGCGGCCAAAAAGACUGAUAUCCGGAGGAUCAUUGGCUAUCUGUCCGGAACGUAUUCUAAUCAUCCUUGGAUUCUGGCCGGCGAUACCAACAUUCCAACAUCGUCCAUCUCCAUUGACGCGGCGCUCAGGAAGAAGUCCAUCUCAGAGCUGACGGCCAACCAUCUGGCCAACCUUGAAGAUCUCUUCGCCGAGGCCCAGCUAGAUGACGCGUGGAAGGUAUCAGUGGCAAAUGACCAUGCUGACAAUGACGAAGGACUUGCCGAAGGCGAACGAGGAGCCACAUGGGAUCCGAUCACGAACGAUGCGGCUGCCGCUAUGGCAGGGAGCGGUGCCAACACGCGGCCACAACGCUACGACCGGAUUUUUGUCCGAGGCGAGGGAGUUCUGGAAAUUUCCCAGUUCAACAUGUUCGGCCUACCCAGGCGUAUUGACGCCAAUGCUUCCGACUCUGAGCCUGCAUGUGCAAGUGAUCACUGGGGCGUCAGAUGCACCCUCAAUUUGAAUCAAUGUGGCGACAAGUCAGACGGGCCAUCCGAGGAAAUCAGCAGUCUAAUCGUGCCUGUUCAUUUCAAAGAGGCACCAGAAGCCCUAGCUCGGAUAGGGAGCGUCAAGGAGUCUCUAUUAGAGCUUGGUGUCAUUCCAACCGAAGAAGAGACUUUGGAAAGAAAGGCUGCAUUUGAGCUCCUGAAGCGCCUCCUUCUCGAUACAUCCGCCCUCAACACAGUGGCGACGACACGUUCUCAGCCCAGAGUCGUCGUGGUCCCUGUCGGGUCGUACGCACUCGACGUCUGGACUUCGACCUCGGAUAUGGACGUCUUAUGCAUCGGGCCUUUCAGCUCCAGCACCUUUUUUGCCCUCGCCUCUCAGCGCCUACGCAAAGCAGCUGCACAGGGCAUCAGGAUCCUCCGCCGAGUGCGGGCAAACACAGGCACUAUGCUUGAAAUCGAGGUGCACGAGAUCAAGAUGGACUUGCAAUAUUGCCCGGCCACCGACGUUGCGGAGCGCUGGCCUGAUGCUCUUCGUAUACCUGCCUCGGAUCCUAUCUGGUCUCUGUCGGCGCAAACUCUCUGCAAGCUCAAGGCUGUUCGUGACGUUGACUAUCUCCGACGCUCGCUCCCGGACCUCGCCGUGUUCCGCGUAGCCCACCGAUUCAUCAAGACGUGGGCUAAGUCUCGUGGCACUUACUCUGCCCGCUUCGGCUUCCUCAGCGGUAUUCAAAUCUCGAUCCUACUUACACGUGUCUGCAAGCUCGUUGCGCGGGAAUCCGGCCCUCGCUCCGUCGAGGACAUCCUCGUCACGUUCUUCUCUCACUAUGCUUCUUUCGGCUGGGCAACCAAGAUGGCUUUUGACCCGUUCUUCCACAAACAGCGACUUCAGUACACUCGCACUCCGCGCGAGCCGCUGUCAAUCCUAGGGUAUUUCCCUCCUUCGCUCAACACGGCCCUCGCCGCCUCCGUGUCGUCCGUCCGAACACUCUCGGCAGAAUUCCUCCGCGCCAUCGAAUCCCUCUAUUCGGCAUCUUCCUGGACGUCUUUCCUUUCCUCACCCACUGCCACAGCGGACUUCCUAGCCGCCCAUCGAACCUACAUCAAGCUGGACGUCCAGUACUGGGGCCUGUCCCACACCAAAGGCGCACAAUUUCUCGGCUGGCUCGAGUCCCGCUGCGUGCUGCUUCUCGUGGACCUGCAGCGGCGGGCACCGAACUUGCACACACGCAUGUGGCCAGCACGCUUCGUGGAACGAGCCGAAGCUGACAACAACACCUCUCCUGAGCAUACACUAGAAGAAGGAGAGCAGGUACACGAGCGGGACUACCGCGGGAGUUACCUAAUCGGCCUCGACAAGCUGGACCCGUCCCAGACGAAGGAAGACCUGAAGCUGUCUCUCGGGGCGCUGCAAACCGCGCUUUCCCGGUUCGAGACGCAGAUGCGCGGCGACGAGCGCUACUUUGACGCGCGCAGCUGCUGGCUCAGCGCGGGGCUGGUGAAUCAAGCUGAGUUGGGAAAGCUUAACCUAGAGCCCGAUUCCCGCGAAUGGGGCGAGUACAACCCCGGCGAGGACGAGGAAGAGGAGGAUGACUCUGACGAAGAGGAGGAAGUGGACCAGCUCGAUGAUGCUUGGCAGGAAGACAACGACGAGGGUGCGGCUAGGAAAUCCAAAAAGAGUGUCAAGGAAAAGGGAGGAGGCCGGCGGCCCAUCGCCUCCAUCGACCUUCGCACGGACAAGACGAGAAAGUUCCGCACGGCGGCCGACGCCAUGAACCGGAUCCGGUGGGACCCCCAGCUUGACAGCAGCGACUAUGUUGUCGGGUACGAAGACCGGUUCACCGGUGCUCAGGAGAGGGAUGUCGAGGCGUGGAAGAGCGAGCAAACGGACGAGGAGUUUAUUCCGCAACAUCGUAUCUUGUAUUUCAGGCGCAAGAGCGAUUCCAAGAUCGUCUGGGACAGGAGGACAAGAUGGGACGAACUCUUCGGGAACGAGGGGAAGGCUUCUACAUAGGUGGUGGAGGAGGGGUUAGUCGGAUGAUAAAAGACACUUGGAACCAGACAAAUUGUGAAUUCGAAUGGAAAAUGGGGUAUCAAUUUUCAUUGCCGCUCUCUGUCAGCGUAACGGUAUGCUUAUUAUUCUCCUGCUUCUCUUCCAGCAGCGCAAAAUCCAUCUCCCAUCUGCUGGGAACAAUUUCCAGCCUGCUCUUCCAGUCCUGGCUCCCGGGCGUCCUGGAAAACCCCGCAAUCAAGUCUUUCACUGUCCCCUUGGGCUUCCGGGGCUCGGUCGGAACCUCCACCCUCGUUAAUGCCACCGGGGGGUCCCGAUUGAGCAUGGCC